Molecule: messenger RNA, 2928 nt
Organism: Botrytis fragariae
Lineage: Eukaryota; Fungi; Ascomycota; Leotiomycetes; Helotiales; Sclerotiniaceae
Product: putative dynamin family protein
Exons: 5
Coding region: 1-2928 (975 amino acids)
Cellular component (GO): membrane; cytoplasm; microtubule
Molecular function (GO): GTP binding; microtubule binding; GTPase activity
Source: RefSeq, a predicted model, not a curated record
AUGGCUUAUCGGGUGCCCAGAAAUCGGAAAGAGGACUUCACUCCCACGAAUGGGCAAUUGUCAGUUUCUUCACGCACAAAACUCCCACCAGGUCCUCGGGCAGUCAAGAAGGAAAAACCGGCCACUAAAGAUCUACACGGCACCAUAGAGUCUCAAGCUCAAUCCGAACAGCCUGAAUCUGAUCCGGCUCUUCAUUUUGACAACAGAUACUCACCUAACUCCUAUUACCUCGCCGAUAACAAUCAUAGAAGCAAAUCUGUUACCAUCGAUAUGGAGAACGGCGACGGUAUCAAGCGGAUUGGUGAGCUUGCCCAGAAGCUGAUCGAUCAUAUCAAUGAGAUGCGAAAAUUUGAACUUGAGCAUGUUGCUAGCCUUCCAAAACUCAUACUUGUCGGAGACCAGAGUGCUGGAAAAUCAUCUCUGAUGUGUGCCUUGGCAGGAAUACAUGUACCUCGCGACAAGGGCUGUUGCACUAGAUGUCCUGCCAACAUAAUUACCACACCAUCGGUAGAUUGGUCAUGCACCAUCUCACUUGUACAGGAUUAUAGGUACGACGCGCGAAAGGGACAGCCAGUUACGAUCAAGGACAUAAAAAAACACCAACCAUUUCCACCUUGGGUUAAGCAGGAUCAGGUCCAAACUGAGUUCGCUAGACUCACAGAUAAAUCAGAACUCGCGAAUUAUAUGAGAUGGGCUCAAAUUGCUCUACUCAACCAUGACCAGGAUUACAAGCAGUUCAUACCUGGCACCGGAGAAAGAGCUAAAGCAGGUAACACUGAUAUAGAAGCCAAAAUCACACCAAAUGUUGUCAAAGUCCAGAUUUACGGACCUCAACUUCCCGCUCUUUCAUUCUUCGAUUUACCUGGUAUUAUUUCCAAUAUGCCAAACCCAGAAGAGAAGUACUUGGUGGAUGUUUUCGAAAACCUUGCAAAAGAGUACAUUAAACAAGAAAAUACUUUGAUCAUCUUUGCCAUGAGUAUGACUGUUGACCCGGUCUUAUCGAGAGCGAAAAAGGUCAUCGAAGAUUUGAACGCCACAAGCCGAUGUGUGGGAGUACUGACAAAGCCAGACACUCUCGCAGAUAGGACAGGUAACACAGAUUUCGAGAAUAUCCUGAGAGGGAAGGAACAUCGACUGGGACAUGGCUGGUUAGUUACCAAACAGCCUGGGCAAGAAUUUCGAGCGAACGAAUCGGACUAUCAUGCAAACGCUCGCAAAGAAGAGGUGGAAUUCUUUGAAAAUGAUCCACUGUGGAAGGGUCCAUGGUCUGAUUUCCUCAACAGAUGUGGUACUAACCGAAUUCAAAAUGUACUUUCUGAACUCCUCGUGACUUCGAUUAAGGAAGACAUCCCUCAAAUACAAAAGAAACUUAGUGCGUAUAGAGCUAAGAUCGACGAAGAUCUCCGGAAGCUUCCAGAGUUGCCGAGCCAAAACGUUCAACUUGAGGUUCAGAGGUUAUUGCAUAAUUUCAGCCAAGACGUAAAGAGACUUGUGACCAGCGAACAUACUGAGACCAAUUUUCAUGGGGAUUGGACCAAGCUUUCGCGCCAAUUCCACGAUUUAUUGAUAUAUAUUAAGCCAUUGAUCGUCUGCUCGCAUAAAUCGGACACACAAAAGAUCCCGGUCAUUAAUCUUGACGAAAGUGAUGAUGAAGAAGAAUCUGCAUUGGUUGAUGCACCUGAUACAUCUGGUAGGAGGCGCAGAUUCCAAGAUGUAAGUAGUGAUGUUGUUCCCUCGCCAACAUUUAAAGCAGAAAACUCGACCCCUGAAAGACCCAGACCAAGACCGAUACUCAAUGCCAGAGGUCCGUCAAACCCUUUCCGAGGAACCGUCUUCCAGGAAUAUGCAGGACUUGGUCGAAACUUUGCGAGCAUUGGCGAUAUUCAAAACAGAAUGCAGAAUAGUAGCUAUGGUCUACCAAAGGUAGUAGAUCCCAGGAUUCACCGAUUUUAUUGUCAGAAAGCUGUGAGUAGGUGGAAAGAGCCCUACAAAGCAGUGCUUCUAGCCGCUAUGACAAUACUACGUCUGUCUGUACAAGGCAUUCUGGAGAAGCAUCUAGGUAUUUAUCGACAAACUUUCCUCUUCAAGAGAUCUAAGGAAGCUAUUCAUGAAUGGCUUGACAAGCUUCAAGAACAACAGCUCCAAACGCUUGAAGAUAUAUAUCAAACGGAAAACUUCGCUCCAUUCACUUUGAUGGAAGAUGGGAUCAACGAGAACAAGAAGGCUGAGCUGGAGAAGCUUCAGCAAUCUCGCCACAAGCAUCGUGCUAAUUGCUUUGUUGACAAACAGUUAGCCAUGAAUAUUAAAAAAAUCAAAGCGGAAAAAUCUACUCCCGAAUACCACAAGGCGAGACAGAUCCUCGUAAGUCAGGUCACCCCGGAACAAUUGGGUAGAGAUGACUUUGACGUUCAAAUCGAUGUCGCAGCUUACGUUCGAGGAUAUUAUGUUGUUGCAGCGAACAGAUUUGCGGAUAGUGUGUGUCUCAGCCUAAAUAAUCGUCUGUUUCGCCAUGUCCAUGAACAAGUCGAGAAUCAUCUUGAAAAUGUACUGGGUACUAAUCAUCCUGAAAAUGGCAUUAGCAACAGCCAAAUUUUAAUGCAGGAAGACAACAAUGUGGCCGAAGAUCGUCGCAAACUAUACAAAGCGAAAAAGAAUCUUACAGAUUUCGAAGAGCGAUUCAUGGACCUUGUUGCAGACUGCAAUAGCCCUGGAGUUGAUGGGUACAAUGAUCCAUGUCUUACAUCCCCAGAAGAAGCUAAUCGUUCAGAAACCCCAGAAAAUGAGCAACUCAGAUAUCGCGGCCAAAGCCCUGUUGAAGAUAUGUUGAACCGGCGUCGCAGUAUGUACAAUUAUGAGCAUGAGAUGCGACAGGCUCACAAGAGAGGUAGUGGCUACGUCAAUGAUUUAUCGCAAAAUGACGAAGACUAA